AUGGCCCGCACCAAGCAGACAGCGCGCAAAUCGACUGGCGGAAAAGCUCCUCGCAAACAGUUGGCGACCAAAGCGGCGCGGAAGAGCGCUCCUGCCACCGGCGGAGUGAAGAAGCCUCAUCGCUACCGACCCGGCACCGUGGCUCUGAGGGAGAUCCGGCGCUACCAGAAAUCCACCGAGCUGCUCAUCCGCAAACUUCCCUUCCAGCGCCUGGUCCGGGAGAUCGCUCAGGACUUCAAAACCGAUCUGCGUUUCCAGAGCUCGGCCAUAAUGGCCCUGUAA
Hypanus sabinus (Atlantic stingray) is the source of this 282-nucleotide messenger RNA. Its product is annotated as histone H3-like. NCBI's taxonomy places the organism in Eukaryota, Metazoa, Chordata, Chondrichthyes, Myliobatiformes, Dasyatidae. The record is from RefSeq and is a predicted model, not a curated record. Gene Ontology annotation, molecular function: structural constituent of chromatin; protein heterodimerization activity; DNA binding. The coding region runs from base 1 to 282 and encodes 93 amino acids. Gene Ontology annotation, cellular component: nucleosome. The transcript has a single exon.